Molecule: messenger RNA, 4478 nt
Organism: Pogona vitticeps (central bearded dragon)
Lineage: Eukaryota; Metazoa; Chordata; Lepidosauria; Squamata; Agamidae
Source: RefSeq, a predicted model, not a curated record
CGAGUUUUUGUGUGUGUGUGUCUGCUGGAGGGGGGCAUGCCGUCUCUUCAAACCUGUAUGCCUGAGCAGUUAGAGUUGCUUCUGCCGAAGACCAAAUGCAAAGGAAAAGCAAGCUGAUACGUACUAUGCAAGGUGAUGAACAGAGGUCGUUUCCUUUUUAAGGAAGCUCUGCUUCUAAUGAUGCAGGAACUGGAUUGCCUUGUCUGACCCUGAGUCUCCUGACAGCACUUUUAUGGAAUGCAUCUUAAAGACCAAACAAGAGACUUCCUGCGACAAGGACGUCAUUCUGAAUAUCCUCAGUGUUCUCACGGACCUCCUUUCUGUUGGGACUAACAGGAGGGUGCAUUACAUGAUCAGCAAAGGAGGCAGCGAAGCUCUUCUACAGACCACGCUAAACGCAGCGCAAGCCCCUCUGCCUGACUAUGAUGUCCUCUUACCUCUGUUCCGCCUGAUGGCCAAGGUUGGCCAGAAAGAUAAGAAGUUUGGGCUGAAAGCUCAACGACUGGGCGUACUUGAUCUCACCCUUUCCUUGGCAAGGAAGAACGUAAAUCAUCACCAGAAUUUCACCUACUGUCUUUGGGCACUACAGGCUUAUGCGUCUAGUGUUACAGUGGGAACCAUACUGGGUAUGAAUGGAGCUAUGGAGCUGGUUUUCAACGCAAUCACGCCGUACACCAAAAAGCACACCAGAAUGACAAGGGCAGCAGUGGACACUCUGGCAGCGUUGUUGAAAUCAAAGUCUAACAGCCGCCGAGCCAUAAACCGAGGGUAUGUAUGUCAGCUGCUCCGGCUGUACCAAGACUGGCAUCGCCACGACACCUCCAACAGCUGCAUCCCCAUCCGGAGGGGCCUUCUGCUCUGCCUCAAGCACCUCACCAACGUCCGGUCGGGUCGAGAAGGCUUCCUUCUUGCCCGUGGAAUGGAGAGUCUUUUCGCAACGGCUCAGGACUGUCUGAUUAGCAAGAAUCUGGAUCCAAUAGUAAAUACAGUGACCCAAAUCCUCAGGAAAACGUAUCCCAAGAUGGUGCUCCCACCGGCCGCUCUUAGCAGUUGUUAUUCCUUUCCAGUCCCAGGAAGAAGGGACCCUUCACCUCUUAGGCUUGAAGCCCGUUGUGGAAACGAUGCAGAAGAGGAAACAGAGAAAGAUACAGAUAACGAGGAUGUGGAUAAUAAGGAAGAGGAUGAUGACUUGGAAACAGAUGUUGACAAGCUCAUGUCAAAGCCGCCACUUGACCGGCCAGAGGUGGAGCUUGAACAAUAUGUGGCCUUGUGUCCAGAGCUGCAUUGUGACUUUCUGGAUGAUGACUUGGAAACAGAUGUUGACAAGCUCAUGUCAAAGCCGCCACUUGACCGGCCAGAGGUGGAGCUUGAACAAUAUGUGGCCUUGUGUCCAGAGCUGCAUUGUGACUUUCUGGAGUUGGACUCAGAGUCUGAAAGUGAGAUACAUUCUGAAGACGCUCCCGGGACCCUCACGCGUUCCUGCCUCCAUGUCAUUCCAGAUGCCGCUCCCUCUGACCACCAGCCAAAGGGCAAAGAGAAGGACCAAAUUGCUAUGGGUGAAAAGCUGCCCAAAAGGACACCUCGUGUUAUAGCGCACAGUCACUUGAGAAAAGAGAAACCUUUUCAAGAACCUAGAACCGUGGUUCAUGAUGAAUCAAAGCCUUUGGUGGAUUCCGUUGAAGAAGAGGGAACCACAGGUGCCACACACCCUCUUGCCACACAGAAACCACGGGCCAAACGAACUUCUCAGUCUCAGUAUAUAAACUCUUGCAGCCUUGGUGGCCAAGAACCCGUGGAAGCUUCUGAGGUAGUGAAAAGGCUUCUGGAAAGACACCCAGGCAAUAUCCCUUUCCACAAUCCACGCUUCUACAUGACAAGGGCUGCUGACACCAGGUCCAUUCCAGACUACAGAGUUCUGGCAUUCCCGGAUCUCUGGGGUCACCUACCUCCACCUUACAGCCAAUCUUUACAACAGAGGAGGUACGGCAUCCAAAGGGCCAAAAUAUUUGAAGACGUCCGCCGGGUUCUCCGGCCGGGGGAUACAAUCAACCGAGUAGCCUUUGACCUAGAAGGCUGCAGCUCCAUAAGCUCUGAGGCUCCAGACUGCCUGAAGUUUUUCUCCAAGUUUGAAUCGGGGAACCUCCGCAAGGCCAUCCAAGUGCGAGAGUUCGAAUACGACUUGAUCCUGAACCCUGACAUCAAUAGCUCCCAAUACCAUCAGUGGUUCUACUUCGAGGUCAGUGCCAUGAAGGCAGCUACUCCUUACCGCUUCAAUGUCAUCAACUGCGACAAGCCGAACAGCCAGUUUAAUUUUGGUAUGCAGCCAGUCAUGUAUUCGGUGAAGGAAGCUCUCCAAGGCAGACCUCACUGGAUUCGUGUAGGACAUGAUAUCUGUUACUACAAGAACCAUUACCAAAACUCUGCAGUGGCUGCAUCGACAGGAGGGGACAGAGGGAAAUGGUGCUACACCCUCACCUUCACCGUUGUUUUCCCGCACAAGGAAGACGUCUGCUACCUGGCUUAUCAUUACCCUUACACCUACUCGGCCAUGAUGUCUCACCUUGACAUCCUAGAACAAACCAGGAACAAAAAGAAAAUCUUCUUUAAGAGGCAAACCCUUUGCCAUACCCUCGGAGGAAACCCGUGUCCUCUGCUCACCGUCACCGCCAUGCCCGAGUCUGAAAGUGCCGAUGACCUGGAGCAGUUCCGCGAACGUCCUUAUGUAGUGCUCGUGGCACGGGUCCACCCUGGCGAGAGCAACUCCAGCUGGGUGAUGAAAGGGACACUUGAGUUUCUCCUUGGUAGCGACCCCAUUGCAGAUCUGCUGAGACACUGCUUCAUCUUCAAGAUCAUCCCUAUGCUGAACCCAGAUGGAGUCAUCAACGGCAACCAACGAUGCUCCUUAAGUGGGGACGACUUGAACAGACAAUGGCUGAAUCCGGACGCAAUGCGCCAACCCACCGUUUACCGCGCCAAGGGUCUUCUUUAUUACCUGGACAGUCAAGGCCGAGCUCCAGUGGUGUUUUGUGACUACCACGGCCAUUCCCAGCGGAAGAACGUGUUCCUGUACGGAUGUAGCAUAAAGGAGACCUUAUGGCAGGCAGGACACACCGUUGACACCACCGUUGUCACAGAGGAUGUUGGUUACAGGACUCUGCCAAAAAUCUUAGACAAAGUGGCUCCGGCAUUUCUCAUUAGCGGCUGCAGCUUUUUGGUGGAGAAGUCGCGUGAAUCUACAGCACGAGUCGUGGUUUGGCGAGAAAUCGGUGUUCUGCGGAGCUACACGAUGGAAAGUACCUACUGUGGUUGCAGCCACGGCCUCUACAAGGGCCUCCAGCUUGGAACUGGCGAGCUGGAAGAGAUGGGAGCAAAGUUUGGCCUUGGCCUUCUGCUUCUGCAGCUGAAAUCCUUGCCCUGCAGCAAGAAACUGAUGACUCAGGCAGCAGCCCUGCUGGAUGUGGAAGAAGAAAUCACAGAUCUCCGGGCAAAAAGAACCAACAGCAACUGCAGUGUGGAGACAGAUGACGAGCUUCCCUUUGGGGAAGAAGUGGAUUAUAACACCGACAGCUGCUCUGACAUAGAAGGAGAUUUCUCGGAUCUGGACAAAGAAAUCCGAGAAGAUCCCCCCAGGGCCGAAGGCGGAAAAGAAGACGUGGACACCAACGUUGGGCAGAUAUGUGGCCCGCAGCCUCGCAGGGCUCUCUUGCAUCACCCGCCCAUGAGCAGCUGGUAGCAAAGUGUCUCUCAUCCCAGUCAAUGCCAUCCAGGGGCUUUCAAUGGAUCGGAAAACAGGACCGAGCUGUCUGGAAUAACCAGACAGGUCACCACUUGCAACGUGCUUCUUUGCUGGUGACAGUUCUUGUGUCAGGCAUCUCGUCUCAGUUGUAUUUCCAAAAUAGACUGUGUGUUUGUGUGUAUAUUGUUAGUUAAGACUCUGUACAAAAAGGGGAAUAUUCCUCACUGUGUUUAAAAUGAUGUGCAGUUUGCUUUUAGAAAUUCGCCCCCCUUCAUUGCAGUGAAAUAACAGCGAAAGGGGAACAAUUUUGCAGAAUUAAUCCAGGAACCCUUCAUUAAUUUCUCAAGUGUGGGGCUCACCAUAAACAGGAGAAGUUACCAAAGGUUGGUUGGUUGCUCUUUUGACUAUUUAUGAAAGCAGAACUGCAAUGGCUGCCAUUUUGCAUCAUGCACAAUGGGUGAACUCUAGUGUUGUUCCAGAGCUUUGAAUUGGGGAAUGGUGGUCACAAAGCACGCACAAAAAUUGGUAGGACAUGUUUCUAGAAAACCCUGUGAAGGAUCCUUGUUUUGGAGAGAAGGUGAAAAGGGAUGGAGGAUAAUCGCAAGAAGUUUCUGAGAUAGCUGCUUCCCCAGGGCUAAAUGAUGCAUGACAGGUAGCCCAUCGUUACAAGAUGGAAAGGGUCUCCAGAGGUUCCUGGACUACAAUUCCAAGAAACCAUGGCCAGCACAGCUUGUGGUGAAGG